Trypanosoma rangeli is the source of this 1215-nucleotide messenger RNA. Its product is annotated as putative zinc transporter. The transcript has a single exon. The record is from RefSeq and is a predicted model, not a curated record. Gene Ontology annotation, molecular function: magnesium ion transmembrane transporter activity. NCBI's taxonomy places the organism in Eukaryota, Euglenozoa, Kinetoplastea, Trypanosomatida, Trypanosomatidae. Gene Ontology annotation, biological process: magnesium ion transmembrane transport. Bases 1 to 1215 code for a protein of 404 amino acids. Gene Ontology annotation, cellular component: membrane.
AUGGAAUAUCUCACAGCACCGGGGAAGGUUCGGCUACUUGUCCGAAGGAAUGGAGUGUUGGGGCCAACGCAAACGUACAGCACAAGUGAACUUGAAACGGCCCUGAACGUGUUACAAGCACUUCCAUUUUUCCCCAUAUCACAGAAGGAGCUAAUAAUUCCAUCUAUAGCGGAACUGUGUGAUGUAGUGGACAACGAUACGGAUACGGCUGAUAAAAGAGUGCAGCCCGUUGACUUUGCCUGGAUUGAAGUUGAGUGCGACGAUGAUGUUGCCAUAGAUAAGGUGCUGAAUCUUUUUCCUAUUCAUUCCUCUACGAUAGAGGAUGUGAGGAAUGGAACAAACGACCGUGAAGGGGCAGAAAUAUUCCCGUCAUGUGGUUAUGCAAGCAUCAGUGCGGAGGCCAGGCACGAUACUAAAACUUCAUUGGGAGAUGAGGAGUACGAACCAGUGAAGGUUUGUAUGAUUGCGUUUGAACAAGUCUUGCUCACGAUUUUUCGUAGGCCUCUUGCGUGGGGCGACGAGUUGCGGGCCCAGAUGGAGUUAAUCUUAUCAUCAUCAACUUCGUAUGCUGCUCCCGUGUCAAUAUCUGUGUGUUCCCUCGUCAGUGCUUUUGUAAAAGAUUACCAGAAGGAAACGUCUUCUUUGCUUGCCGAUGUGGACAGUGUAAAUGAGAUAGUACUUCAGAUUCAACCCUCUCGAUGCGAUCACUUGGAUUUUAUGCAACGUAUUGAAAAUCUGCGUCACAGAUUGUCUCGGGUACAAGCAUCAUUUUUGACUAAGGAGCGGCUUAUUCAGCAGUUAAUGUUGCCAGUGAUGCGUCACAUUUUUAUUACGGCAGAUCCCAGUGCGGCUAGCCGCUAUCAGAGAUUACUGUCUGGUCUACUGCUUUCCAUUGAGCGUCUUCGAAGGGGCCGCGACGUUCUCAAUUUGUCAAGUAUGAGUCUUGUAAGCGGUGUGUCGAUGCGAUUGUUCCAGCACUGCUACUAUAUGGAUUUUGUGACCAAUGUCAUGACACAAAUGGCCUUGGUAACGAUGCCAAUUGGUGUUAUUCCAGGUGUGUUUACCAUGAAUGUUCAAGUUCCAUUCCAAGAAGCCGAAACCCUAUUGCCAUUUUUUAUGAUUACAUUGGUAACAGUAGUGGCGUUCGUUGUGGGAAUAAUCAAUCCUGUGAAUACGUACUUUCGGUUCAAGCCCCCAGGCGCACUUGUGACGUAG